AUGAUUCAAAUCAGAAAACGUCUAGUCCUGUUUAUAGUUCUUUUGGAGCUAUUUCACUAUUCAAGCGCUUAGCAUGAUAUGUCAACAAUGACAACAACAGUAACAGUAUCAGCUGUGACUCCUGUCAAUUUAAACAACUAAGGAUCUCCAAACUUCACUUUGUCUUACUACACCAAGAAUUACUAUGGAACUCUUUAAUUCCACGUUUCAUUGAUGCUAGACAAUUAUACUGUCACUGGCUAUACAACAGAUAGAGGAGUAUGGGCUGCUAUUGGAUUCUAUAAUACCAAUCCAUCAAAUAACUAUUAUGAUGGUAUUCUUUGCAAGCUUAAUUCAAUAAACUUCAAUAAUACAAAGGAUUUGGCUACAAUGAGUUGUUUCGAUGUCUAUUUCAAUAAGAUUACUUAUAUUCUCACCAAUGACACAAAUAAUAAUGUAUUAAAUGACUUAACAAAAGCUAAUACAUCUUAUAAAACAGUUGGUGCAGCCACAACUGCUAUGAUUAUGUAUCAUUUCUAAAGAAAUUAAAUAACAGAUGAUCCUGGAUUUGAUUAUAAUAUAACUGAUGGCGAGCAAUUGCAAAUAUUCUCUGCCUAUGGGUAGUUGAAAGGCGGAGUCAUUUAGGAAUCAUCUACCUACAUCUUGAAUAACAGAUUCAACGCAACUUUAAAUCUAAUAGAAAUGGGCGGAUCAGAUGCCACAAUGCUCAAACAAGGAUUUGCUCUAGUUUUUGCUAUAGUUUCAGUUGCAACAGUAAUUUUAAUCUGA
Molecule: messenger RNA, 768 nt
Organism: Stylonychia lemnae
Lineage: Eukaryota; Ciliophora; Spirotrichea; Sporadotrichida; Oxytrichidae
Source: the annotation of a GenBank genome assembly